Messenger RNA from Mercenaria mercenaria, 633 nucleotides. RefSeq names its product ficolin-2-like. The record is from RefSeq and is a predicted model, not a curated record. The coding region runs from base 1 to 633 and encodes 210 amino acids. The transcript is spliced from 3 exons. Lineage: Eukaryota; Metazoa; Mollusca; Bivalvia; Venerida; Veneridae.
AUGAAUGUGCACGACAAACACGGAAGCGCUCGUGACAAACUCGUGCCCAAAGGAGAUGGAAGAAAAAAUUCGUUCUCUAGAAGUUCAGGUACAACAACUCCAGAAGCUUGUUCAACAAGAAAUUACGUCUCCAUUCACCACUAUAGAAGGCUUCUCGAAAGACUGAUUGGAAAUCUACAAAAAUGGCAUACUGUUUACCCUAUUUUACCAGAUGGAAGAUGUCCGUUCUUUGUAUAUUGCGACAUGAGCAACGGAGGCUGGACUUUGAUCCAGAAGCGAAUAGAUGGUAGGGUUAGCGUUUAUCGGUCUUGGGAAGACUAUGUUAGAGACUUUGGUGAUAUAGAUGGUUCUCACUGGCUAGGUUUAGAGAAAAUUCACCGUUUGACACGAGGUCGAAACCAGAUCUAUUUCGAUAUGGAAAAUUAUGAUGGCACAACCGAAUAUGCGCAUUACAGAGUGUUUACCGUUCAUGAAGCGGCAACUGCAUACACUAUGAACGUUGAUGCCUAUGAUUAUGAUGGCAGUAUUCAGGAGUUACUGAGUUACUAUAACAACAUGAAAUUCUCGACUUUUGAUAGGGAAAAUGAUGUUUCGUCGAGAAAUUGUGCGUUGGUCGUAAACGGGGCUAGUUGA